Anopheles maculipalpis is the source of this 1799-nucleotide messenger RNA. RefSeq names its product synaptic vesicle glycoprotein 2B-like. Gene Ontology annotation, molecular function: transmembrane transporter activity. The record is from RefSeq and is a predicted model, not a curated record. Gene Ontology annotation, biological process: transmembrane transport. NCBI's taxonomy places the organism in Eukaryota, Metazoa, Arthropoda, Insecta, Diptera, Culicidae. The transcript has 12 exons. Gene Ontology annotation, cellular component: membrane. Bases 1 to 1779 code for a protein of 592 amino acids.
AUGGAACCACCGAAGGAUAAGCAGCCGAAAGUGAUGGAAAUCAAUAUUCCGCCCGAUGGUGUGGCUGGUGGGGAUGGAGGAGCCACUUCUCACUCUCUUUUCUCCACUGGUGCAACAGUGCAUGCACCGGCCGACUUCGAGACGGCCAUUGCCGCCACUGGUUACGGUCGUUUCAACUACCUGCUGCUGCUGGUGGCGAUGCCGUGCUGCAUGACGACGGUAUUCGAGACGACCACUAUGUCCUACGUGCUGCCGAGCGCCGAGUGUGACCUGAACCUUUCCCUCGCUGACAAGGGCAUGCUGAAUGCCAUCACCUACACUGGAAUGAUAACAUCUGCCUUCCUCUGGGGCUUCCUGUCCGACACGUACGGUCGGAAACGGUUGCUGGUGGUGGGCUUUCUUCUGGACAGCACCUUCAACGUCCUGUGCGCCCUCAGCCAGAACAUGGUGGCCAUAAUGGUUUUCAAAUUUAUGGGUGGCUUUGUCAUCUGUGGACCGUUUGCCGUGCUGAUGGCGUACUUGUCCGAGUUUCACAGCCUGCAGCAUCGAUCCCGCGUGAUGAUAGUGCUGGGAGUGUUUUACAGUGCUGCCAACAUGCUGCUCCCCGCCCUGGCCUGGCUUAUCAUCCCACAGUCCUGGAACCUGGUUCUCGGUGACGGUGUGCUCGAGCUACAUUCAUGGCAGAUUUUCCUGGCCGUAAGCUGUCUGCCGGGUGUACUGAGCGGUAUCAGCGUGAUGUUCCUUCCCGAAAGCCCCAAGUUUCUCAUGUCCAAAGGGCAGAACGAGCGAGCGAUGGCCAUUUUCCGGCGCUUGUACGCUAUCAACACCGGGAGCCGGCAAGAGUUUCCGAUCGUGGAGCUGGUGGAUGAGCUGCGGCAAGCAUCGAGCAGCGAACCGACGUCCGGUAAACUACCAUCAUCCGCCAAAACCACCCAGCCAGCGUCGAGCGGUGGUGUGGGUGAAGGGUUCCGCCAGCUAGCUGUAAUGUUCCAGAAGCCACAUCUGAAGAAUGCCUGUCUGGUGUACGGUAUUCAGUUCGGUAUACUGCUCGGGUUAAACACAUUCCGACUCUGGGUCCCGCAACUGUUCACCAUCAUCGAGGAGUUUGAGCACGAGCAGCAUCUACUUCUGGAUGGUGCGAUGGUACCAUCGUACGGUUCCAUGGCCGCUGGUCAGGCAACGCUCUGCGAAAUGUUAGCCUAUAAGGUCAACAAAACUGAGCAGUUACAACAACAAUGGAUGGAGUAUGAGGUAUCUAGAGCGCUUCACGGUCCCGAUCCGGUCGCAAUGGAGCCGCUGGACGACGUUCUCAAGUGCACCGCGACAACCGAGGGUCGAGUUUAUCUGUACUCAUUAAUCAUUGGAUGUGUCGGCAUCGGAGCGUACGCGGUUACGACCGUCAUGAUUAAUUCCAUCGGCAACCGGAACAUACUCACGUACGGAUUGGUGCUGGCCGGGUCCUGUGGUACCGCUCUGUACUGGGCACGAAGCUCACUCGUAACGCUGAUCCUAUCGUCGUGCUACAUCACCAUCUGUAGCAUAGCAUCGACGGCGCUGGUAGGUGCCGUUGUCGCCAUGUUUCCCACAUCGAUGAGAACAAUGGUGGUCUCGCUAACGAUGAUGUUUGGCCGGACGGGUUCCAUCAUCGGCAACGUCGUGUUUCCCUAUCUGAUGGCUCUCGGGUGUUUGCCGCCGUUUGUCAUGAUCGGUGCGAUUGUGAUAGCUGUUGCCAUGGUUUCGCGCCUGCUGCCCCGUACCGUAAAGAAACCGCUCCAAUAAUUAAACCCUGGCCCGGAACG